GGCCGCCUCCGUAGACACGAUACCGGAUUCCGGGACCCCUGCUUUAUCUCAAUCGAAUUUGAUGUUUUGUCUGAACCUGUCAUUGAAAUUAAAAACCAAAACACUGUUAAAAAUUUAAUGCCGACUUAUCAAUAGCUAUACACUUUGAGUUAAAACAGCAAUAAUGGAUACAGAUAAAAAGCCUCAAGCAGAAUGGCAUGACUGGGUUGGUGACUUGUUUGAGCCAGUAUUUGGGGCAACAAUAGAAGAUCUUGUGUCUCAUGAAGAAGACCCUAAAAACAAACCCAGAGUGAAACAUAUCUCUGUACAUGAUCCAGAAGCAGUACGAAAGGUGUAUGAAAAAGUACAUAUGAUGACUGUCCUAGAUGAAGAAAUGAGGAAACAACAAAGAGAGGAGAGAACUAAGUCUGCUUUAAAACAGGCAGUAAAAACACAGGAUCAGCCAGAAAUAUUGCCAGCAGUUACAGAAAGUGUGUUACGUCCCGGUCAGGUAACAGUGGAUGUAAAUGACUCGUGUAUAUGGGACACCAAUGAGAUCAGUGUGUUACGCGAGGCUUACAAAUCACUCAAACAACAAAGUAUAGAUGCCAUGGUAUGUUAUAGGGAGACUACGAAACGAAAUAACGAGCUUGAACAAUUAACCUCCCAGCAGAAACAAACAAUGGAGAGUCAAAGACUGAAACUUCGAGAAGCUCAUAAAGCUAAUAAAAGACUAAAUAUUCAUGUGGAAAGCCUUACCGAAGAAGUGAAAUAUUUGACAGCUAAAGUAGGUGCUAUGGAAGAAGUCAUAAGAGAAAUUAAAACUGAUCAAUCUGACAUGGUUAAAGAACUGCAUGAUAACCGUGUUAUGACAGAUAAAGAGAGAAUGGAAAGAGGCCGUAUUCAAAUGAAGCUGGAUAAUUUAAGAAAGGAGGCGCUUGCAGAGAAACUUGCAGCGGAGGAUAAAAUAAGAACUCAGUGCAGGAAAGCUAUUCAUGAUCUAAAAGAACAAGUGAAACUAUUGGAGAAAGAAUUGAAAGAGGAGAAAAGUAAAAGACAAAUAACAGAGAAAGGGUUGAAGCAUUUAAGAACACAUUUCUCAAGUUUAUCUGUGCAGGAGAUAAUGCCUUCAAAUGUGGUAGAUACUGACCAAGUUAAAUAUGUUCAAUAUUAAAGUAUAUCUAUUAUACCGGAAUAAUAACACAUGUUUAAGCCUUAAAAAUUAUAUGUUUUUGUAUUGAGUUGUA
Ruditapes philippinarum (Manila clam) is the source of this 1226-nucleotide messenger RNA. Its product is annotated as coiled-coil domain-containing protein 160 homolog. The transcript has 4 exons. Lineage: Eukaryota; Metazoa; Mollusca; Bivalvia; Venerida; Veneridae. The record is from RefSeq and is a predicted model, not a curated record. Bases 164 to 1153 code for a protein of 329 amino acids.